AUGUCGCGAUAUUCAUCUUCCUUGGACUGUAAAAUAUAUGUUGGCGAUUUGCCGAAAGACGCCACUGAGGAUGAAUUGGAAAGUGCUUUUUCAACAUUUGGACCAAUAAAAAGUUUAUGGGUAGCGAGAAAUCCGGCAGGAUUUGCGUUUGUUGAAUUUGAAGAUGUGAGAGACGCAGAGGACGCUGUGAAGACUUUAGACGGAUCGAAUAUAUGUGGUGGCAGAGUUCGUGUAGAAUUUUCAACUGGAAAAUCUAAACCAAAACCCUGGCAGGCAGCACCGAGACGUGGACCUCCCCCUCCAUUAAGUGGUAGAAGGGCAUUUAACCCGGAUGAUAGAUGUUAUGAAUGUGGCGAGAGAGGCCAUUAUGCUUAUGAUUGUGAACUAAGACGUGGCAAAGGCAGAAGAAGGUAUUGUUAA
Messenger RNA from Helobdella robusta, 420 nucleotides. RefSeq lists its product as hypothetical. The coding region runs from base 1 to 420 and encodes 139 amino acids. Gene Ontology annotation, cellular component: nuclear speck. The record is from RefSeq and is a predicted model, not a curated record. The transcript has 2 exons. Gene Ontology annotation, molecular function: zinc ion binding; RNA binding. Lineage: Eukaryota; Metazoa; Annelida; Clitellata; Rhynchobdellida; Glossiphoniidae. Gene Ontology annotation, biological process: mRNA splicing, via spliceosome.